GCGAUCUACCCAUCCCGCAACUCCGCGGAGUCACGUGAGCGGCUAACGGUGGAUUUUUUUUCCGUUUGCCAGUUGGCGUCAAACCGCCUCGUGCGAUCCUUCCAGGACCGUUAGCUUAUGGUGGACCAUUGAAAUUGGACAGGGAGGGUUAGCUGAGUGUCCACUGUAGGCAACAGCUGCGACAGCACAUCCCCUCCCCUGUAGCUGACCGGACAAACCUGCCAAAACUCGAUAGCGAGUUUCAAAUCCUGUAGCAGUUGUACAAAAUAGAAAAAAAAACACAAUGAACAUACUUAAACUUCACCGCCCGAAGGUUCCUUGUACUGCAAAGUUUGAUGAAGAAUUACGUGAGGAGUCAAUAGUAGUUAUUAAAGGAAAAUUGACUGAUGAUCCCCUCAGAUUCGAUGUUAAUUUUCAGAAGGGCGACCAUCCUGAUGCAGACAUUUUAUUUCAUUUCAAUCCCCGUUUUAAAGAGGACCUUGAGAAAGUGAUAUUUAAUUCUCGGGGACCAGAUGGUUGGGGAUUUCAGGGUGAGAAGUAUGAAAAGAUUUCUUCCAGAAAUGCUCCAUUUAAGCUGGUGUUCAUGGUGUGGAACAACUGUUUCCAGGUAUCUGUCAAUGGUAGACAUAUCCUUGACUAUCCACACCGCUUAGAAGAUUGGAAGCCAGAUACUGUUAUAGUAUUUGGCGAUAUACAUGUGGAAAGUAUUGAUGUUCUCAAACUUUGAGGCUUAAAAGAAAGCUGAAGGAACAGAAUGAAACUUCUAAAGCAAAAUUGAAUUACACGUCAAGAGUUGAAAUAACAAUUUAUCGACUUCUGCAUUUCUCUUUGCUUAUGCUUGAAAAUUGUGUUAGUUUGCGAUGACUUGAGAUCUUUCUUACAAUGCCAGUGUUGAUUCAAAUUAAGCUAUUGGGGAAUGAAAAGGUGUGUGUUGAGCCAUGUGGAAGAAUUGCUUAUGUAUAACUUCAUUGUUCGAUCUACAUUAUUUUCAGCUGGACAAUUAAAACA
Messenger RNA from Stegostoma tigrinum, 1008 nucleotides. RefSeq names its product galectin-8-like. Gene Ontology annotation, molecular function: carbohydrate binding. Bases 284 to 727 code for a protein of 147 amino acids. The record is from RefSeq and is a predicted model, not a curated record. The transcript is spliced from 5 exons. Lineage: Eukaryota; Metazoa; Chordata; Chondrichthyes; Orectolobiformes; Stegostomatidae.